CAGUUCAUAGCUGACCACGUAGAGACCAACUCGCUGUUCCAUGAUGACAAAGAAUGCCAAGGGCUCAUCAUGGAAGCACUCAAGUAUCACCUGUUGCCAGAGAGAAGAUCAUCAUUCCAGUCGCCGCGCACCAAGCCGAGAAAGUCCACCGUCGGUGUGCUGUACGCCGUGGGCAGUAUGGAGUGCACCAAAGGUC
Molecule: messenger RNA, 196 nt
Organism: Lymnaea stagnalis (great pond snail)
Lineage: Eukaryota; Metazoa; Mollusca; Gastropoda; Lymnaeidae
Source: the annotation of a GenBank genome assembly